Messenger RNA from Leishmania mexicana MHOM/GT/2001/U1103, 1611 nucleotides. Its product is annotated as putative oxidoreductase. The transcript has a single exon. Bases 1 to 1611 code for a protein of 536 amino acids. Gene Ontology annotation, molecular function: oxidoreductase activity, acting on CH-OH group of donors; flavin adenine dinucleotide binding. The record is from RefSeq and is a predicted model, not a curated record. Lineage: Eukaryota; Euglenozoa; Kinetoplastea; Trypanosomatida; Trypanosomatidae.
AUGAACAAGGCGUAUGACAUCAUCGUGAUCGGCUCCGGCGCUGCGGGCUGUGCGGCCGCGCGUGCCUGCGCUUUGCACCACCCUGCUGCCUCCAUUGCCCUCAUCGAGCAAGGCAGUCGCGCGGCUGUUCCGCAGGUGAUGCGGGUACCACUAAUGCAGCCCUACAUCGCAUCAGUGAGGAAGGCCAGGCCAUUUCUACAGACGUUGGCAUGUGCACCGGAGACAAACCUAGCCGACCGCUCUCUGCCGUUCACGCUUGGCCGCGGCCUCGGCGGCAGCUGGCUUUGCAACGACAUGAAGUACAUGCGCGGCACUCGCAAAGACUACGAAGGAUGGGCUGACACCUCCUGGACCUACGACACGCUGCUACCGGUUUUCAGGAGCCUGGAGGCGAACUCACGCGGCGCUUCGCGCGACCACGGUGAGGACGGCCCCCUGCGCGUGACGGAUACGCAGCGCAGCAAUAUCGACUCGGGCAUGAAUGUUCGGUUCUUCGAAGCCUGCGAGGCAGCGGGAGUGCCUGCGACGAGCGACUUCAACGCUGGCGAGGCAGACGGCUUCUCGGCCAUGCAGUCCUACAUCGACGGAGGCGCGCGCGUGCAGGCAUUCGAGGCGUUGAUUGAGGGCACGCAGCCCCGCAUCCCAAAUCUCGAUCUGCUGGACGAGACUUGCGCUGAGCGCAUCCACUGCACGGCUGGAAGGGUGCGCACCGUGGAGGUAUCGCACCGCGGAGACAAAAGCCUACUAGAGGCCCGGCACGUCGUCGUGUGCGCUGGAACGCUGCGCAGUCCACUCUUGCUGCAGCGCAGCGGCAUCGGUGCGAAAGGUAGCGUGCUGGACGCGCCGGCGGUCGGGCAGAACCUGAUCACCACAAGCGCCGCCGAUCUCGUCUUUCGCAUCCGCAACUCAUCCAACGUCUGCAGCAAGUCCAUCAGCUGGUGCAACGCGUCGUAUUUGUACCGGCAGUGGCGCGAGUACAAGGAGAACCGCACCGGCGUGUUCAGCGCUUUCGUCGAGGGUGCUGCCUACGUACGGUCGCAGCUGCAGCAAGACGCCCCGGAUCUGUCCAUUCUCUUCUUUCGCACUCCGCAGAUGGGGAUGGCACACUGGCUGAUGGACGGCUUCACAAUGCGGGUGACGCAUCACUACCCGUCGAGUCGAGGCGAGGUGCUCUACAACGGCAGCAAGGGCACCACGUUCAUUCGAAGCGGGAUGCUCUCCACAAGGGAGGAUGUGCUGGCCAUGGAUGAAGGGGUGCAAUGGGUGGGCCUCCUGACUACGCGCGACGGCACGCUGCAGUCAGUCUACCACGUCGAUGAGAAAGGACGGCAUGUGAGCCCGUUCUGGUCCUACGGCGCGGCACUACACCACCCCCGCGACCGCCUCAUCACACAACGCAGCACAGCCGCCUUCUUGGCGGAGCAUGUGAAGAGCGGCGGAGAUCUCUACGGCACCUGCGCCAUGGGCACCGUGGUGGACAGCCAGCUGCGCGUGAAUGGGAUUGACGGGCUGUUUGUCGCAGACAGUAGCGUUGUGCCGGUGCCCACGGUGGCGAGCAGCAGCACGCUUGGCAGUGCCAUCGGUGCCCGCGUCGCUUCCUUCAUUCACUGA